Messenger RNA from Tricharina praecox, 2861 nucleotides. RefSeq lists its product as uncharacterized. Lineage: Eukaryota; Fungi; Ascomycota; Pezizomycetes; Pezizales; Pyronemataceae. The record is from RefSeq and is a predicted model, not a curated record. The transcript is spliced from 3 exons. Gene Ontology annotation, biological process: fungal-type cell wall biogenesis; transmembrane transport. The coding region runs from base 301 to 2685 and encodes 794 amino acids.
CGCAACUGUCGCUCCCUUCACCUUCUCGCCACUUUUACGACUCCAAAUGAUCGCUGAAGAAUAAGCCGACUCAUACGAAUCAGCAAUACUCGACUCUCUCCCCUCGAACCACCACAUUACCCGCGACCGUCCGUACCUGCUCCCUCAUUCUACCGGAUCCGCUGAUUGCCGGCAUCCCCCAAGCGAAGGAAGGGGUCCUCGACCGAACAACCUUACCGGCCCUCUACUCCCACAACAACUCCCACCGUCCUAAACCAACAACAGAAACAACCACAACAACCACAACACCUCCACACAGCCAUGAAGUUCAUACCCCCAUUACUGGGGGCCCUCACGGUGUUCGCGCCCGCCGUCGCGGCGCUCAACAUCCUCCGCUCGACGUCGCUGGCACCAUGCAUGGAUCGCUCGGGCUUCUCAGCCACGCUCUUCAACGUCUCGUUCACGCCCGACGACGGCCAGCUCAAAAUCCAGAUCAAGGGCGGCUCGACCAUCAUCGGCGACAUGCUGGCGAAGGUGACGGUGCUCGCAUACGGAUUUCCCGUCAUGUCGCAGGAGCUCGAUCCGUGCUCGACCGACGGCCUGCGCGCCAUGUGUCCGAUGACUCUGCUGCCGCUCGACCUCAACUUUCAGCAGACCGUCGAGAAGGCGACUGUCGAUCAGAUUCCUGUGAUCGCCUACAAGAUUCCCGACCUCGACGGCAUAGCGCGGAUGGAAGUUGUCGAGCGCGCGAGCGGCAAAGUGGUAGCAUGCGUUGAAGCGCCGCUAUCGAACGGACAGACGGUCGAGCAAGCGGGCGUCGGCUGGGCUUCCGCCUUGAUCUCGGGUCUCGGUCUGCUCUCGUCCGCAGUCGUCUCGGGAAUGGGCUACUCGUCCACCGCCGCCCACAUCGCCGCCAACGCGCUAUCCAUCUUCGGCUACUUCCAGGCCCAGGCCAUGAUCGCCAUGAUGGCCGUGCCCCUCCCCCCGCUCGCCGCCGCCUGGGUGCAGAACUACGACUGGGCCGUCGGCAUCAUCAACAUCAACUUCAUGCAGCGGAUCUUUCACUGGUACGUCCAGGCCACCAAGGGCAAGCCGGCGAAUCUGUUUAGACAGCAGGAGUCGGUCUCGGUGCAGAUCGCGAAGCGCUCGCUCGAGGCAUCGAAAUACCUCACGAGCCGUGCCGCCGCCUACGGAUUCGCCGAGGUCGAGAGCAGAAGUAAUAUCGUCGCGCGGAGUAACAACGAUGCGCUCGCCGAGACGACGGAGGUCGUCCGUGUCACCGGUAUAGAACGCAUGAGCUACAAGGCCACCAUCGAGAGCACAAACUUUUUCUUGACGGGAAUGAGCUUCUUUGUCGCGUUCUGCGUGUUGGUCGUGUUGCUCGUCGGAGGCUUCAGACUGCUGUGUGCUACCGGCCUCGUCAAGAAUGAUCGGUUCCGCGAGUUCAGGUUGAAGUGGCUCGUCGUGCUCAAGGGCAUCAUGUACCGUGUCGUCCUGAUUGGGUUCCCUCAGAUGGCCCUCCUCAGUCUCUGGGAACUUACCCAUCGGGAUUCACCCGCUGUCGUCGUGCUGGCCGUCUUCUUCUUCCUCUUCAUGGCUGGCACGCUCGGCUGGGCCUGCUACAAGAUCCUCACGAUCGGCAAACACUCGUCGGUCCUCGAUCCCACGCUCGGCCCCGCCUACACGCUCUACUCGGACCCUGCCGCCCUCAACCGCUGGGGCUACCUCUACGUCCAAUUCCGCACCGAGCGCUACUACCACAUCGUGCCUCUGCUGCUCUACAUCAUGUCCAAAGCCAUCGUCAUCGCGUUCGCGCAAGACGCCGGCGUCGCCCAAUCACUGAUCAUCCUAGUCAUCGAACUCGUCUACCUCAUCGUCGUGUGCUACCUGCGCCCUUUCCUCGACCGGCGCACCAACAUCGUCAACAUCGGCAUCGCAUCGAUCAACUUCCUGAACAGCAUCUUGGUCAUGGUCUUCUCGGGCGUAACAAAAGCCCCGGACAUGGUCCCCGGGAUCAUGGGCGUGAUCUUCUUCAUCAUGAACGCGGUGUUCGCACUCGUGCUUUUAGUGCUCCUCCUCGUCGCAGUCGGUUUCGCCCUCUUUUCGAAAAACCCAGAGGCCCGCUACCGCGGCGCAAACGCCCUCCCCCAGGACGAGAAGAAGUCGCCGCGCGACCUCGACGCGGAUCCCACACUCCCACCAUCCCACGGCGCGCACUCGCACCAGCAGCAGCAGCAGCAGGCACACUCACUCCACGACCUUUCCCUCCGCGGCGACCGUGGCGAUCGCGAUAUCGAUGCAGAGUCCGAGCGCGCAGUCGGCAUAGACAGGGGCAUGAGCAUUCGCGAGCAGCGCAGUCCGCAGCCGGUAUGGUCGGAGGGGGGGAGGUCGGCCGCUUUUGAUGCCCCCACCAACCAGGGCCAGGGUGCGAUGGGGCAGGGUACGAGAAGGGGCAGUCCGAGUGUCGUCAGCGCGUUGAGUGAAAGACCGAGUAUGCAGAGCUCAAGGGGGAGCAGGAGGACGGGUACCAUGACGACUACGGCGACGGGAGGGACGGGGAGAGAGGGGAGGGAUGGGAGAGAGGGAAGGGUCGAGAGCGUCUUUGCGCCGCCGAGCGCGGCGAUGUAUGACGACCGUGAGCGGGGGGCGCAGGGGCAGGGGCACGGGCAGAGGCAGGAUUGGAAUAGGGGCGCUGGGUUUGAGUGAAGGGGGUGUUGGGAUGCCGUUUUUUCUACUUCUGCGCGCUACUACUUACAAUGUUCAAUGUUCAAUGUCCAUUCUCUUCGAAGUUUAAGGUUCAGACUUUUCAGGCUUUUUGAUGUUUUUCUUCUCUGCUGCGUGUUUUUGGGUCGGCCGGUCGGUCGGUCGGUUCUGUACCUACA